AUGCCAGUACGAAGGUCAGGGGCAACGAAGGCUACGCCCAGCUCCGCAAAGUCCCAUAAGCGCCAAUUGUCAGAAACCCCAGCUACUGUCACACCAAGCAGCAGAAUUUCCAAGAGAUUGAAGGAGUCUGCGGAAAAGACCAAGGUCACGCCCACGAAGAGCAAGUACUUUGAAGAGCCAGACCUUGAAGAUGACGAGGUCUCCGACAAUCCGGCAGAUGAAGUCCAAGACCCGGGGUAUGAGGAUGAGGAUGCAUCCAUGACAGAGCCGCAGACUUCUAGUGAAGAAGAAGACGACGAAGACGACUAUGAUUCUGACGAAGAUGUGAAGCCACACAGGCCAAAGAAGAAGGCGAAUGGCACGAAGGCAGGCAUUGGCGCGGCAUCAGCCAUUGCUAAUGAGAAAGAACUCUGGCGACCUGGCGUCCAGACAGGCUUGGGCCCAGGUAAACAGGUUUUCAUUGCAAAGCCAAAGCCCAGGGGAGAUGGCGGUGUCAAAUAUAUGCCAGACAGAAUCCAUCCGAACACCAUGGCAUUUCUAAAGGACCUCAAGAACAACAAUGACCGAGAAUGGUUGAAAAUGCAUGACCCAGACUAUAGGCAAUCGUGGAAAGACUGGGAAAGCUUUGUCGAGACCCUGACAGAGAAGAUCUCACAGAUCGACGAAACAAUACCUGAGCUCCCACCCAAAGACCUGGUAUUCAGGAUCUAUCGAGACGUCAGAUUCUCUCCUGACCCGACGCCUUACAAGCCACACUUCUCGGCGGCAUGGUCUCGGACGGGACGAAAGGGACCGUAUGCAGCCUACUAUGUUCAGAUUCACCCAGGAGGAAAAAGCUUCGUUGGUGCUGGACUCUGGAUGCCUGAAGCCCAACCACUGGCUCUUCUGAGGACUAACAUAGAUAGAAAGUCGCACAAGUUGAAGCGUGUGCUGAUGGAGCCCCAAAUGCGAAAACAAAUCUUGGGGGGAGCCUCGGACGAGAGGAAGGCCAUCAAGGCUUUCGUGGCGCAGAACUCUGAAAAUGCUUUGAAAACGAAACCAAAGGGUUAUGACGCCGACAAUCCCAAUAUCGAAAUGCUGCGCUUGCGCAAUUUCACGCUCGGCAAGGCGAUACCGGACGAGAAAGUCCUAAGUGAGCAUGGUUUGCAGAAUAUCCUUGACUUGAUUGGUGUCCUGGUACCCUUUGUCACGUACCUCAAUAGCGUAGUCAUGCCCGAUGAGGAUGACUCCAGCAGUGAUGGCACAGACGGUUGAGCGUUGAUACAUUGUGACAAGAUGGUAAAGAUGAUGAAUAUUGCCACCGACGUUUGAAUAGCUCGGAUGAACAUACCUCUUUCAAGAAAAAGAUACUCGCUGGAAAAGAACUCUUUUGGGCGCAAAGGGGCUCGUGCUGGUGUGCAAUAUUGCCAAUGCUGGGGCCUCUGCACACAAUCCCUGCAAACCCCACACCUACCUGGCCAGCUGGCUCUGUGUUACACUACUUCCUUGGUGGAGUAUACUCCGGUUGUGUUGCGUGCACAGCUGAAUGAGAAGUGAUGUGUGAUGCACUUUGUAUUUGACGUCAAAUCACCAAUUGUGCGCAGCAAAUAUCGUCCCAUCAUCAGUCGUGCUGUGUUGACGCUGUUGAGGCGUCCAAUUGUAAGUGGAGUCACAUGACGCUGUGGUUGAUCGCCC
Molecule: messenger RNA, 1674 nt
Organism: Exophiala viscosa
Lineage: Eukaryota; Fungi; Ascomycota; Eurotiomycetes; Chaetothyriales; Herpotrichiellaceae
Exons: 8
Coding region: 1-1254 (417 amino acids)
Source: RefSeq, a predicted model, not a curated record